Oncorhynchus gorbuscha (pink salmon) is the source of this 1443-nucleotide messenger RNA. RefSeq names its product CD209 antigen-like protein A. Lineage: Eukaryota; Metazoa; Chordata; Actinopteri; Salmoniformes; Salmonidae. The record is from RefSeq and is a predicted model, not a curated record. Gene Ontology annotation, cellular component: external side of plasma membrane. Bases 439 to 1173 code for a protein of 244 amino acids. The transcript is spliced from 6 exons. Gene Ontology annotation, molecular function: carbohydrate binding. Gene Ontology annotation, biological process: biological process involved in interspecies interaction between organisms.
GGGAGACGACACAGCUACGACGACACAGCUACAGAGUUGAGGUUAGAAGUAGAAGUUACUGUAUUUGACCACAAGUGUGUUAAGAUGUCAAAGGGAGUCUAUGAAAACUCAGAUGGAUUUGAAGACGAUGAGCCUGAUGUAAUGAAGAACACAGACAUUGAUGACCAAAUAUAUUCCAAUGUAAGAGCCUUCAAGCCCAGUACAAGAGAUGGAAUUGUUGCUUCAGAGUUAACAGCUACAGCAGUGACAGACACAGAAACACAGAUGACUCAGAGACAGAGACAUCACUAGAAGCAGAGACUUAACGUAUAGAGGGCCUGCAGUUGACAUACAACAUCUCCCGGUGGCCAUGUUGGAAGACCACCACAUUAAUUCUAGAAUCAGAGACUUAAUGUAUAGUAGACCUACAUAGAAUGAAAGACCCAGGCAUUGUUAAAGAUGUCAAAGGUCAUCUAUACUGAACCAGAUAUGAACAAGAAGGUAAAGUUUGACAGAGGUGAGAUGAAGGAGAGGAUUGUGGAUAUCUACGUCAGUGCAGACACCCUGAGAGACGGUGAGACCAGCACCAAGAGAGAAGAGACAGAGGACACUGCUCCUAAUAAUGGACCAGGAGACCAGCACUCAGAUAACAGAGUCAUCAAAGAUUCUGAGGAUAAAAGGAACAUCUUGUCACAGAGUUGUUCCCUUUAUGAGACUGACGCAACUGAAGAGAGAGACCAGCUACAGACCAGAUACAACAACCUGACUGAAGAGAAAGGCCAUAUUCAGGCAAAGCUUUUUGUGAUGGGGCAGCAUUGUCAGGAGGGAUGGAGGUACUUUGACUCCAGUUUGUACUUCCUCUCUACUGAGAAGAAAACCUGGGAGGAGAGCAGACAGGAUUGUAAGAGGAGAGGAGCCGACCUCGUGAUCAUAAACAGCAGAGAGGAACAGACAUUUCUCUUCAACCUCCACCUGAGAGCCUGGAUUGGUCUGACCGACUCUGUCACUGAGGGGACCUGGAAGUGGGUGGACGGCACAUCACUGACCACAGGGUACUGGAGCGCAGGACAGCCUGAUGAUAAUGGGCAGGAGGACUGUGCUGAGAUAUACUUUAGACAAGAUGACCCUGUAAAGACAUGGAAUGAUGACAAUUGUGGCACAAAUCAUAACUGGAUCUGUGACAAAGUGGUGUAACAAUAACACAGUAACAAACAUUCUGUCUCCUCUCUGUGUGUCUCUCUGUGUCUCUCAAUUCAUUUCAAUUAAAGGGGCUUUAUUGUCAUGGGAAACAUAUGCCAAAGCAAGAGAAGUAGAUAAUAUACAAAAGUGAAAUUAACAAUAAAAAAUAACAGUAAACAUUACACUCACAGAAGUUCCAAAAGAAUGAAGACAUUUCAAAUUCCAUAUCAUGUAUAUAUACAGUGUUGUAACAAUGUGCAAAUGAUUAAUGUACAAAAGGGAAAA